AUGUCGCAGAAACCCAUCUUUGUCGCUACUCACCCCCGCGCAUGCUCAACAGCAUUUGAACGAGUCUUCAUGACUCGCCGGGAUACCAUCCAGUGUGUCCAUGAGCCAUUUGGCGAUGCUUUCUACUAUGGCCCAGAAAGACUGGGUACGAGGUUUAUGGACGACGAGAAGGCCCGCCUAGAGAGCGGCUUCAGUCAGUCAACCUACAAAACCGUGAUGGAUAGAAUAGAGCGUGAAGCUUCUGAGGGCAAGAGAGUUUUCAUCAAGGACAUCAUCCACUAUCUCCUUCCACCAAGCGGGAAGCCAGCCAGCAUUGCGCCAUCUCUGCUUAAAGUGAAGCGUGGUGUCGGCACCGAGGCCAACGGCCAUGCUGGAAACGGUGUGGAAAGCAACGGUCAUGUCGAAGCUGGACAAAGCACCAAGCAGACGUCCCAGGGCCCGUACCCGACAGAGCCAGAGCCAGGUAACCCCACCGUGAUGCCCAGGGAACUUCUCUCCAAGUUCCACUUUGCCUUCCUUAUACGCGACCCUCACUUCAGUGUCCCUUCAUACUACCGCUGCACCAUUCCCCCCCUGGACGACGUCACCGGUUUCUAUUAUUAUGAUCCGGCCGAGGCCGGAUACGACGAGACCCGUCGGACAUUCGACUACCUGCGGAGCACCCACCUGAUCGGGCCUCAUAUCGCAACGAAGGAGCAGGACGCGGACGAGAUCGACAACAAGCUCAGGCCCGUGGUCAACGGGGUCGGUGCGGCGCACGAAUCGGCCGAGAUCUGUGUCGUUGACGCGGAUGAUAUGCUCGAGAAGCCGGGUCCGAUGAUUGAGGCUUUCUGCCGCAGCGUGGGCAUCGACUAUGACCCGUCCAUGCUAGACUGGGACGACGAGUCCGAACAGAAGCAGGUGUGCGACGCAUUCGAGAAGUGGAGGGGAUUUCACAACGAUGCCAUCGAAUCGAAGGGCCUAACAGCGCGGAAACAUUCACUAAACCAGAUUCACCAGGGUCGUCCGGUGAAAACCGAAGAGGAAUUUGACGCCGAAUGGCGCAAGAAGUACGGCCCAGAGGCCGCCGCUCUAAUCCGUAAAUCAGUGGAUGAGAACAUGGCGGAUUACCUGUAUCUCAAGCAGUUUGCCAUGAAAGUGUAA
Aspergillus bombycis is the source of this 1143-nucleotide messenger RNA. RefSeq lists its product as uncharacterized. Lineage: Eukaryota; Fungi; Ascomycota; Eurotiomycetes; Eurotiales; Aspergillaceae. The record is from RefSeq and is a predicted model, not a curated record. Bases 1 to 1143 code for a protein of 380 amino acids. The transcript has 4 exons.